This is a messenger RNA of Gossypium arboreum, 7178 nucleotides long. Its product is annotated as putative disease resistance protein RGA3. The record is from RefSeq and is a predicted model, not a curated record. Gene Ontology annotation, molecular function: protein binding; ADP binding. The transcript has 10 exons. NCBI's taxonomy places the organism in Eukaryota, Viridiplantae, Streptophyta, Magnoliopsida, Malvales, Malvaceae. Gene Ontology annotation, biological process: defense response to fungus. Bases 239 to 5923 code for a protein of 1894 amino acids.
GUAAAAAGCCGAGCAAUAAUAAAAAGCAUGUGGGUCACCUAAUCACGCCGUGUCUUUCGUAAUUCUCGUCAGAAGGGGCGGCUGAUGGCUUUAUUUUGCUUUACUUUUUGACUUUGGAUGACAAGCUCAUUGAUUUGUUUUUGCUUUUUUUCAUCAAAGAGGGAACCUUUCAGUUUACAAUUACCAAAAGCAAUUCAUCUUCAGUUCUCUUCUACUUUCCUUUCCUUAACUCGCAAAGAUGGCUGAAGCUUUCGUUAGUGCUGUUGUGGGAGAAGUGGCGUCAAAAGCGGCGUCAGUUGCGGUUGAGAUGAUAAGCCUUGGAUGGGGCUUCAAGGAUGAGAUGCAGACGCUUGGUAACUCACUAGAAAUGAUUGGAACUUUCUUGCAAGAUGCAGAGGGAAACCAAAAGCAAAUGAACUCAGUGAAGCUUUGGUUGAAGAGGCUCAGAGAUGUUGCUUAUGAGGCUGAUGAGGUCCUGGAUGAGAUUGCUUAUGAGUUUCUCAGAAGGAAAGUGGAGAUUGGGAAUCGGAUAUGGAGAAAGCUACGAGACACUCCAUCUACUGUCACAUUUCAGCACAACAUGGCUAAUAAAGUUAAGGACAUCCUUAAUUCCUUGGAUGACCUUAACAAAAUAGCCAAAGAUUAUGGUCUCCAACAGUUAGCCAUAGAUCAAAGAAUUUUUAUUCCAUCAAAUGUGGAGACAGUCUCCUUCCUGGAUGACUCAAACAUUGUUGGAAGGAAAAAUGAUGUCUCAAAAGUUGUUGACAUGUUAGUCAGUCCCCAAGAUGAUCGAACUGUCUCUGUUGUGCCUAUAGUUGGAAUGGCGGGUAUCGGAAAAACUACUUUAGCAAGGCUAGUUUACCAUGAUGUGGAUGUGGAAAGGCGUUUUGAUGUAAGAUUUUGGGUGUGUGUCUCGGAUGAUUUCAAUGUGAAAAGAAUUUUAAGAGAAAUGCUGGAGCAUGAUAUGAAUUAUCAGCAGACCUCGAUACCUCAAAACUUGAAUGCUUUAACAGCGAAACUGAAGGGGAAGAUUGAGCAGGCCAAAAGGGGAAAUGAACAGAUCAAAUAUCUUCUUGUACUUGAUGAUGUGUGGAAUGUUGAACAAUGGGAUGAACUAAUGUGGUGUUUGGAAGGGGUUAAUAAGAAUCGGGGGAAUAAAGUUAUUGUAACAACCCGCAUUGAAGAUGUGGCAUUAAAAGUGGAAACACUUCCUAAUCAAAGGCAUCAGCCUCGAAAAUUAAAAGAUGAGGAGUGCUGGUCCAUAAUUAAAGAAAAAGCAUGUGGAGACUCCCCAAUAUCUCCAAGCUUAGUGUUAAUUGGCGAGGAAAUUGCUAAACAAUGUCACGGUGUGCCUUUAGCAGCAAAAGUUAUUGGAGGGACAAUGCGCAGAAUUGAAAGGAGUCGGGCUGCAUGGUUGAAAAUUCAAAAAAGUGAUGUAUGGGAUUCGGUUUAUAGUGUGCUGAGGUUAAGUUUCGAUCACUUGUCUUCUCCAUGUUUGAAAAAGUGUUUUGCAUACUGCGCCAUGUUUCCUAAAGAUUUUUGCUUUAGAAAGGAGCAAUUAAUCCAACUCUGGAUGGCUGAAGGAUUUCUUGGCGGUUCUAAAGAAAUGAUGGAUACUGGGAACAAAUAUUUCCAUGAAUUGUUAUCAAAUUCCUUACUUCAAGAUGUGGGGAAGGACAGAUGCGGAAAUAUUUUGACGUGCAAGAUGCAUGACUUGGUGCAUGACCUGGCUUUGUCUGUCUCAAAAUUUGAGACUUUGAUUUUCCAAGAAAAUUCCAGUUCCGGCACAGAUGAAGUUUCUCAUAUUCGGCAUCUCAGUAUUGGUUAUGAUGGGGAAUCCUUACCAAUAAUUUUAACAGCUAUUGCUCCAAAAUUGCACUCUUUGUUCUCAGAGAUUGAUGUGUUCAAGAAAUUGUCAAGAACCUUCACAAGCUUACGAGUCCUAAAAUUUUCCGGUGCUGAUAUUCUUGAGUUGCCUGCUUCCCUCGGCGAAUUGAAGCACUUGAGGUAUAUGGACAUCUCGAAGACUUCUAUCAAAGUGCUGCCUCAAUCCAUAACCAAACUUUACAUGUUACAAACAUUAAGGUUCAUGGGUAGUAAGGAGCUCGCAAUUCCAGAUGGAUUGAGAAAUUUGAUAAGCUUGAAGCACAUCCAUUUUGACCAGCGAAGUUCUCAACCAAUUGAGCUUCGACACCUAAUUUCUCUCCAAACAUUGCCAAUGUUUUUUGUUAGGGAUAACGAACUUCAUCUUGAUGCUCUAGGAUGCCUCAACGAACUUGGUGGCCAAUUGAAGAUAUGCAAUCUUCAAAGUGUUAGAGACAAGGAAGAGGCUCGCAAAGCAAAUUUACGGCUUAAAACAAAAUUGACCAAGGUAAUAUUUGAAUGGACAAAUUUUAGCAAUGAUACCAGUGAGGAAGUGCUGGAAGGUCUCCAACCCCACUCAGGUUUGCAAAGCUUAAUUAUUUGGAAUUAUGGAGGAGAAAAGCUCCCAUCUUGGAUGUCAAGACCUGUUCAUGGUUCUAAUAUUGGUUCACUGAUUCUUGACAAUUUGAUGGAGUUGGUAUUAGACAAUUGCAUCAAUUGUAAGAGUCUUCCACCAUUGGGCCAACUGAACAGCCUCAAAUUUCUUGCACUGAGGAAUAUGGAUAAGGUGAAAUGCAUCGGUAAUGAGUUUUAUUGCGAUGGAAGUAAUCAAGGUCAGAAGGAGGUGUUUCCUGCAUUAAAAACAUUCAUCCUACGGCGACUGCUAAAUCUGAAAGAAUGGACAGCAACGACAGCAGCAAUCAUGUUUCCUUGCUUAGAAGAGUUGUUUGUUUCUAACUGCCCCUUAUUGAAAAGUGUUCCCCUGACGGGACGAUGUUUAUCUCUUAAAAAGUUCUGUAUUGAGGAUUGUUCACGAUUAAGCAGUAUAGGGGAUGGACUAGCUACUUCCACGGUUCUUGAGGAGCUAACUAUAGUAAAGUGUCGAGGUUUGUUCUCAAUUCCAAAUUUAAAUGGGUUUUCCGCUCUUCAAAGUGUCUAUGUUUCUGAUUGCGGAAUCUUGGAAAUUGUUCCAAUAGCGGGAAUAUGUCCAUCUCUUAAAGAAUUUUGCAUUUCUAAGUGCAAUAGAUUAAGCAAGAUUGGAGAGGGGUUGUCUACCUCCAUUUGUCUUAAAGAAUUAAAGCUAAGUGGUUGUGCUAAAUUAAGUUUCAUUCCAGAUUUGGAAGAAUUUUCCUCUCUCCGAAUUUUAGAUAUAUCAGACUGCCACGAACUGGAAACUAUUCCGAUAAGAGAAAGAUGUUCAUCUCUUGAAAAGCUUCACGUUUCCUCGUGUCCAAAAUUAAGCAAGAUAGGAGACUGGUUGUCUACCUCCACUAGUCUUGAAGCAUUAAAGCUAAGUGAUUGUGCUAAGUUAAGUUCCAUUCCAGAUUUGGAAGGAUUUUCCUCUCUCCGAAUUUUAGAUAUAUCAGACUGCAACGAACUGGAAACUGUUCCGAUAAGAGGAAGAUGUUCAUCUCUUCAAAAGCUUCGCAUUUCCUCGUGUCCAAAAUUAAGCAAGAUUGGAGACUGGUUGUCUACCUCCACUAGUCUUGAAGAAUUAAAGCUAAAUGAUUGUGCUGAUUUAAGUUCCAUUCCAGAUUUGGAAGGAUUUUCCUCUCUCCGAAUUUUAGAUAUAUUAGGCUGUCACGAACUGGAAACCAUUCCGAUAAGAGGAAGAUGUUUAUCUCUUGAAAAGCUUCACGUUUCCUCGUGUCCAAAAUUAAGCAAGAUAGGAGACUGGUUGUCUACCUCCACUAGUCUUGAAGAAUUAAAGCUAAGUGAUUGUGCUAAUUUAAGUUCCAUUUCAGAUUUGGAAGGAUUUUCCUCUCUCCGAAUUUUAGAUAUAUUAGACUGCCACGAACUGGAAACCAUUCCGAUAAGAGAAAGAUGUUCAUCUCUUGAAAAGCUUCACGUUUCCUCGUGUCCAAAAUUAAGCAAGAUAGGAGACUGGUUGUCUACCUCCACUAGUCUUGAAGAAUUAAAGCUAAGUGGUUGUGCUAAUUUAAGUUCCAUUCCAGAUUUGGAAGGAUUUUCCUCUCUCCGAGUUUUAGAUAUAUCAGACUGCCACGAACUGGAAACUGUUCCGAUAAGAGGAAGAUGUUUAUCUCUUGAAAAGCUUCACAUUUCCUCCUGUCAAAAUAUCAUCAAGAUAGAAGACUGGUUGCCUACCGCCACUUGUCUUGAAGAAUUGAAGUUAAACAAUUGUCCUAAUUUGAGUUCCAUUCUAGAUUUGGAAGGAUUUUCCUCUCUUCGAAUUUUAGAUAUAGCAGACUGCCACGAACUGGAAAUUGACUGGUUGUUUACCUCCACGAAUCUUGAAGAAUUAAAGUUAAGCAAUUGUCCUAAUUUAAGUUCCAUUCCAAAUUUGGAAGGACUUUCCUCUCUUCGAAUUUUAAAUAUAUCAGACUGCCAAGAACUGGAAACUGUUCCGAUUAGAGGAAGAUGUUCAUCUCUUGAAAAGCUUCACGUUUCCUCGUGUCCAAAAUUAAGCAAGAUAGGAGACUGGUUGUCUACCUCCACUUGUCUUAAAGAAUUGAAGUUAAGCAAUUGUCCUGAUUUAAGUUCCAUUCCAAAAUUGCGAGGACUUUCCUCUCUUCGAAGUUUAGAUAUAUCAGACUGCCAAGAACUGGAAACCGUUCCGAUAAGAGGAAUAUGUUCAUCUCUUGAAAAGCUUCACGUUUCCUCGUGUCCAAAAUUAAGCAAGAUAGGAGACUGGUUGUCUACCUCCACUUGUUUUAAAGAAUUGAAGUUAAGCAAUUGUCCUAAUUUACGUUUCAUUCCAGAUUUGAAAGGAGUUUCCUCUCUUCGAAUUUUAUAUAUAUCAGACUGCCACAAACUGGAAACUGUUCCGAUAAGAGGAAGAUGUGUAUCUCUUGAGAAGCUUCUCAUUUCCCGGUGUCCUAAAUUAAGCAAUAUAGGAGACGGGUUGUCUACCGCCACUUGCCUCAAGGAGUUAAAGCUAUCCCAUUGUGGUAACUUAAAUUCCAUUCCAGUUUUAAAAGGAUUUUCCUCUCUUCAUAAUUUAAUUAUAUCAAACUGCAACAAUCUGGAAAUUGUUCGAAUAACAGAAAGGAACUCAUCUCUCGAACUGCUUGAAAUUAAUGCAUGUGAAAAUUUAAGCCAAAUAGGAGAUGAACUGAUUACCUUCACUCGUCUCAGAAAUUUGAGGAUAGUGAACUGCCCGAAUUUGAGGCCCAUUCCAAGAAUACAUAAUGGUUCUCUCGAUUCUCUCUUCGAAUUAGACUUCACUGGUGUAGGCGAAGGCUUAAUUCGUCUGUUACCAGAUUUGCUGCAAUCCAACGCUUGUCUUCUCAAGCUGACACUAUCUGAUUUGCCUGAUCUAAGAUCGAUUCCAGAAAGUAUGGUGGCCAAGUUUUAUGUUCUUUUAACAAUCAAAAAGUGUCCAACAUUGAGGAGCAUUCCAAAUGACCUCCUUGGCAGCCUUAAUUUCUUGAAAAGGUUAGAUAUUGGUGGUUUCUCAGAAGAGCUAGAACAAUUCCCAGGUUUUGAUUCCAUCCAACACCUCAGUGCCUCCCUUAAAGAGUUGCGAUUGCUUGGAUGGGAAAAGCUAAGUUCUCUUCCUUACCAACUCCGACACCUCACUGCCCUUGAAGAACUGGAGAUACAGAGGUUUCACGGCAUAGAAGCCUUGCCUGAUUGGUUGGGAAACCUCUCCUCUGUAAAGUGUCUGAGAAUCGUUUCAUGUGAUAGGCUCAUGUAUCUGCCUUCUGAACAUGUUAUGCGAAGCCUCUCCAAAUUAACAACAUUUAUAAUUUCAGCGUGUCCUCGAUUAGAGGCAAGAUGUUCCAAGGAAAGCGGCCCUGAGUGGUCCAAGAUCUCCCACAUUAGUAGAAUCUCAAUUAUGUGCAAGCGACCAUUACAGGAUUUGGAUGGAUAUGAAUGAUUCAUAGACUUAUCGUCUCAGAAGUAAAUAUAUAGAUAGAAAAGAUUCUCUAAUUAGUUUGUACAGCUCAAAGACUCAUCAGUCAUAGAGAGAACGUAGAAACUAAAUUUAUCCAUCGAAAAGCAAAGUAUCUCCCUGCAGAGAAGUGGUGUUACUUUAAAAUCAUAGAGGAAGUCUCUUGCAUGAAUCUUCAAUAUGAGAGAUCCAGGCAUGCUUCAGAUAGAUGAGCUAGUGAGCUAAAAGGCCUCAGCCAAGACCGGAGAGGCCCAGCACCACACAUGGGGUAUUGGAAAAGCUCAUACACCAUACAUGAAUGGUGUGACUACUUGAUGCUAUUGAGCUGUGUUUGAUUGCAGUCACAGAAAAGAUCCAAGUCAGCUGUGACUACUUGUACAGAUUUAGUUUUGCUGUACAUAAAAUGUUUCUGACAAAUUUGCUAUGCAAAAGCUGCAUUUUUCCAGAAGGCAUCAACUAUUAUAUCAUGCAACAUCACCCAAGUGUUUUUCCUACUUGUCUGAAGCAUCAAGGAUUGUGAAUAAGGUUUCUCGUGAUAUCCGACCAGAAUUUAGUUCUGUUCCUGAAAGCCAUUCUUGUUUUGGUCCUAACGGAAGCACUUACAAUUGCCACCCUGUUAUGGAACUAACCUUGGCUACCAAUUCACCUGUCCUUGACAACAUAUUGCGAAGUGUCUCCCUGUAGAGAAGUGGUGUUACUUAAGGUCAUAGAGGAAGUCCCUUUCAUAUGAGAGAUCCGGACAUGCUUCACAUAGUAAUCUAGAAGGCCUUAGCCAUGACUGGAGAGGACCAGCACCAAAUAUGAAUGGAAAAGCUAUUCACAAUGGAAAAGGAGCUAGCAUCUGUGUAUUUAUAUCAAAGAGAGCUUGUUGGUGCCAAUUAUAAUUAUCAGCUUCAACGGUAGUACAUCAGUGCAGACUUUACAUGCGAGAAUCAAGCCAAGUACCUAGUUCUCUUAAAUUGAUCUUCAAGGAAUUCGAUGACAGAUGUUUGUGGAAUAUACAUUUUAUUGAAGAUCUUUUUAAAUGACUAUUUUAGGGGGAUUAGUGAUUGUUAUUGAAUGUGCUUGAACGCCCCUUUUUUAUAUAUAUAGUGAACGGUUAGUGUAGCUUAAGUGUACAAAUUAGAGAGCAUUUUAUUUGUUAAAUCAGGAAACUACAUUUUUAGUGCAAAAUUGUAUGUAAACUAAAUUGUGUUCAUCAAAGAGGAAAAUACUUAGAGGUGGAGUUAUUUAGUUAGAA